Molecule: messenger RNA, 1561 nt
Organism: Dicentrarchus labrax (European seabass)
Lineage: Eukaryota; Metazoa; Chordata; Actinopteri; Moronidae
Product: involucrin-like
Exons: 2
Coding region: 1-498 (165 amino acids)
Source: RefSeq, a predicted model, not a curated record
AUGUUCCUGUCUGGGUGGAGCAGCUCUUUCAGGUGGAAGUUGUUGAACGCGAGCCCGUUUUCCAGGAGCUUCUUGUCAGCAUCCAAAGCACUGACGAGGCCCAGAAUACUGUCCUCACCUCUGGGGCUGAGCAGAACAGAACCAGGAGCCAAACCAGGAGCAGUGCCAGAAGCAGUGCCAGGUGCAGUGCCAGGAGCGAAACCAGGAGCAGUGCCAGAAGCAGUGCCAGGAGAGGAACCAGGAGCAGUGCCAGGGGCAGAUCCAGGAGCAGAUCCAGCCAGGAGCAGUGCCAGGAGCAGUGCCAGGAGCGGAACCAGGAGCAGAUCCAGCCAGGAGCAGUGCCAGGAGCAGUGCCAGGAGCAGAACCAGGAGCAAUGCCAGGAGCAAUGCCAGGAGCUGAACCAGGAGCGGAACCAGGAGCAGAACGAGGAGCAGUGCCAGGAGCAGUGCCAGGAGCGGAACCAGGAUCAGAACCAGGAGUGGAACCAGGAACAGUAGGCAGCCACAGUACAGCACCUGGGCACCAGCUCCAGACCAGUGCCUUUGCUGAUGGGCACUGACUGCAGAAUUAAGCAUAAACAGGGUUAGGAAACCCACAGUAAGACACAGAAAGCCCCAACCAGGAAUCAAACCCAGGACUCAGUGCUAAACACUGAGCCACUGUCAACACAAAUCAUUUACACUUUUCUUACAAUUUACUUUUAGAUUAAAUAAAAUUUGAGCUGUAUAUCUCUAAAUGUACAGUCUGUUGUUGGUGUGCAGUCUGUUCUAUUUACACAUUAGUCAGAGCAAACAAACACUUUCAACUUUUUAUUUCAGAGUCGUUGUAAUCUGAGAAAAGCAGGUGGUUAAUGGUUUGUAUGUUACAUCAGCUCUGAACAGAGAAAGCUUAUAGACAGGUAGACAGGUAGAGACAGGUAGAGACAGGUAAUACCCUGCACCACAGCCCACGCCUGGGAUAUACACACUAUGACUCAAACGGUCUCAAACAGACAUCAUGUACUUUAUACUUUAUAUGUGCAGUUUCAUCCAGAUAGCUGUUCCUGUGUGUGGUUGUACCUGCGAUCAGGGUCAGUAUAAAGCUGCGAGCUACGAUGAUGGCCCUCGCAGUCCGCACUUAUGUGCUGCUGUUGCGUUAUGUGCCAGAGUAUCAUGUGUAGAUCAUAAAACUUGCACAUAAAUCGGACGAUGAUUGCCACAAGUCUUACUUCCUGUUGCCAGCAGGUGGCGCUAUGACUCUGCUAUUCAAAAUGGCCGACUUCCUGUUGGGAUAUGGCAUUUUUCCAUUAGCAUUUAACAUCUCACCCAUAUAUUUUCCAUGUAUAUAGAGCAUACAAAUACUUCACAACAGGGAUCAAACACAUAAAUAGACAAAAAUUCAUAAAUAAACACAAAACUCAGUAGACUCGAAAUGAGUCAGUUUUUUUUCUCUCCUGGUGAAGGAUAACCCCGAACACAAUCUUGAACAAUGAACCCUCAAAAUAUGUAGCAAGAACCAAGGGGAUCCAUAUGAGACAUUGUUUUUCACCAAAUAAAGUCUGUUCUCAAUGGUGUUACAAAA